AUGGCAGUCUCCAUCGACGUUCCAAUAAUCAGCAAAAUCCAAUCUUCCUUAACCUCUAUUCUUUCGAAUUUUCAUGCAGGAUACUUCAGAAUCAGCCUGUCUCUCUCAAGCCAAGCCUUGUUAUGGAAAAUCCUGAAAGAACAAAUCCAAGACGCUCAUACUCUCAGACAUAUAUUCUCAGUAAUGCCCUCCACGGCCUUCAUUCUCCUUUGGUCCCUCUCACUACUCACACUCACGGCCCUCUCUCUUCUCUACCUUCUCAGGUGCUUCUUUCACUUCGACAUGGUGAGGGACGAAUUCCUGAACAGCGUCGGAGUAAACUACCUUUUUGUCCCUUGGAUUUGCUGCCUAAUGUUGCUUGAAUCAUCGCCGUUUCUUCCCCGAACCGCAAUUUGUCAUCAAGUACUAUGGAGUGUGCUGGUGAUGCCGGUGUUGGCGCUGGAUUUGAAGAUAUACGGCCAGUAUUUGACCAAGGGGAAGAGGCAUCUAGCGAUUGUGGGGAAUCCGACGAGCCAGUUGACGGUGAUAGGGAACAUGGUGGGGGCGCAGGCGGCGGCCCGUGUGGGCUGGAGGGAGAGCGCGAUGGGGAUGUUUGGGGUUGGGAUGGCACAUUACGUGGUACUGUUCGUGACGUUGUAUCAGAGGUUGCCUGGAGAACACAAUGGAGGUGUUCCGGCGACGCUGAGGCCGGUGCUGUUCUUGUUCUUUGCGGCUCCGAGUGUGGCUAGCUUGGCUUGGGGCUCCAUUAUCGGCCACUUCGAUUCUGCCUCCAAGAUGCUAUUUUUCCUCUCCCUCUUCCUCUUCAUGUCGCUGAUAACGAGGCCGGUGAUAUUCAGGAAGGCGAUGAGGAAGUUCGACGUGGCAUGGUGGGCUUAUUCGUUUCCUCUGACGGCUCUGGCAUUGGCUUCGGCUCAGUACGCCGAGGAGGUUAAAGGAGCCAUGCCGCAUGCGCUCAUGUUGCUUCUGUCUUCCAUCUCCGUCGUGGUGUCUCUGUUCUUAAUGGUCGUCACUGUUCUUCAUACCAACUUACGCUUCUCGUAGCACUGUGCAACAGCAU
Neltuma alba is the source of this 1057-nucleotide messenger RNA. RefSeq names its product S-type anion channel SLAH1-like. NCBI's taxonomy places the organism in Eukaryota, Viridiplantae, Streptophyta, Magnoliopsida, Fabales, Fabaceae. Gene Ontology annotation, cellular component: membrane. Bases 1 to 1041 code for a protein of 346 amino acids. The record is from RefSeq and is a predicted model, not a curated record. Gene Ontology annotation, molecular function: voltage-gated monoatomic anion channel activity. The transcript has 2 exons. Gene Ontology annotation, biological process: intracellular monoatomic ion homeostasis; transmembrane transport.